AUGUUGCUCAACCUCACAGCAAGUCCGUGGGCCACGAGUGGACUGAUACUCGCUCUGCUCGCGGUACGCAUGGCCUACGUUCGCACCGUUCGCUUCCAUCACCGCGAUGCCGUAGAGAAGCGUUUCGAGGGCAAGUACGCUCUGAGCAAGGAGGACGAGAAGCGCGGUCUGAAGCGCAUGAACAAGAGCGGUUUACGCGGUGUAAGAGAUGCACAGUACAUCUUCCGAAACAUGAGCGCGCUGGAACAACCUUUCGUCACGCUAAAGUCGCUGGAGUUCAGCCUGUUCAAGACUUAUGGUAUUCCAUCCAUCAGCAAAAUUCUCUUGCGCACCGGCCAGUUUGUACACUCCGACAAAGCAUCGCGAAGGUAUGCCGACACGGCGGUGCUCAUCGCCGCAUUCUUUACCUACGCCUUGCCUGCCCUGGAUCUGGACAAGAACGAUGUCGGACGAGCAGGUGAAGACGAGCUCUGGCCGGAUGCGGACGAUCCACGUUCAGCAAUCGCUUUUGCGCGCAUCAAUUUCUUGCAUCGUCGAGCCGACGCUCUGCACGGUCCGCACGGUGCUCCGAUCUCCAACGACGACAUGCUGUACACGCUCAGCACAUUCAUGCUGGAGCCGGUGCUAUGGUACAAGAAGGCCGGAUGGCGCGAUGCCACGCCUCUAGAAGCUGAAGCGCUCUUCACCGUCUUUUACCAUUCUGGUCGAUGCCUCAACAUCAAGGAUAUUCCAGACACCUUGGAAGCUAUGAAGGUUUGGGCCGAGUCUUACGAGCAGGAACACAUGGUCUUUGCUCCCCAGAAUCACGAGGUCGCCGUCGAGACGAUUCACCUGCUCUUGUACCACGUGCCUCGCGCUCUGCGUGCGCCCUUCUUCCCCAUCAUCGCUUCUCUCCUCUCAGAUCGCCUACGCAAAGCCUUCGGACUGGCUACGCCUACUGCAUGGGUCUCCAGCAGCACUUCGCUGGCACUGCGAGCCGUCGGGACAUUCGUGCUGCUCUUCUGCGCUCCGCGUUCAAUUCCCAAGACUCUGUUGCCCCUCGGCACCGACAACAUACUGGACGGCUCUGUCGACAUGGGCGUCUGUCCCGCUUCCGGUGCCAAGGCUGCAGACGGGCGCGUAUGUCCGGUCGGCGGCGAGGAGAAGGCUAGGAAGGCAAGCAAGCCUAGGAGCUAUCCUAAUUGGGUGGAGAAUGAGCCAAUCUACAUGCCCUCUGCUGCUCCAGGCAGCUUGCGCUACCUCUGGGAACGCGCUUUCGUCGCUCCAGAGAAUAGGUACGGCGCUCGUCGCUUCACUGCCGCAGGCAAGCAAGGCUACCGCAUCGAAGAAGCUGGUCCCAGGGGACUGGAGAAUGCUGGACAGAAAGAGGUGCUGGUCGAGGCUGAGCGCAUUCACGGAGGACCUAUUCGCGGCAAAUGGGCUUUCGAAGCGUAG
Molecule: messenger RNA, 1434 nt
Organism: Ceraceosorus guamensis
Lineage: Eukaryota; Fungi; Basidiomycota; Exobasidiomycetes; Ceraceosorales; Ceraceosoraceae
Exons: 6
Coding region: 1-1434 (477 amino acids)
Molecular function (GO): oxidoreductase activity
Source: RefSeq, a predicted model, not a curated record